Molecule: messenger RNA, 1179 nt
Organism: Prorocentrum cordatum
Lineage: Eukaryota; Dinophyceae; Prorocentrales; Prorocentraceae
Source: the annotation of a GenBank genome assembly
AUGGUCAGGGCCGAUGCCCGCGGCGGGCUCCCGCUCGGGCCGCGCGCGCUGGCGGUGGUCGCCUGCGUCUUGGCCCCCGCGUGCCUGGCGUACCCGCAGCAGCGCGGCCGUGCCCUGGCGCCCGCUGGGGGCCCGCCCGCGCGGCAGGCGCCCCACCCGCGCGCGGCCCCCUCGGCGGGCGGCGACGGCGAGGCGUGCGAGGAGGCGGAGGACGCGCCCUUCAUGGCGCCGGGCCUGGUGCAGGUCGGCGCCCUGCUGCGCCCCCCGGGGUUCGCGCCCGCGGUGCGCCCCGCGGCCGUGGGGGCGAUCUCGGCCGGCGGGGCGGAGGCCCUGGGCGGGCCGCUGGCCCGGGCGGGUUCGCCGCUCGCGGCGCUGGGCGUCCGCGCAGGCCCGCCGGCGGGCGGCGAGCGCCCGCGGGCGGGCGGGGCCGCUGCGGGCGGGGCGGACGGGCGGCUCUCCUGGGCGGGCUCGCCGCUCGCGGCGCUCGGCGUCCAGGCCGGCCUGGCGCUGGGCGGGGGGCACGGGCGGGCGGGCGGGGCUGCGGCCGUCGUUCUCGCCGUCGGCGUCCUCGUGGUGUCUCUCCUUCUCCUCUGCGGCUGCGGCCUCGCUCGGCAGCGGGGCCCGCGCCCGAACGGUGCCGCGAGGAGCUUGCUGGAGCAGCAGCAGGCGGCCAGACCCCCAGCGCCCAUCGAGAAGCCCCAGGCAGGCCAGCCCUGCACUCCGGCCCCCCCGCCGCCCGUGCAGUCCGAGUCGCUGUCGCCGUUGCCGGCCUCCGCCGCGCCACCGACGGCCGUUCGAUUGCCCGCGCCUGCGCCCGCGACCGCGCCGGCACUGGUGUCCAGGUCUCACCCUGCUCCCGGCGACGCUCCGAUCCUCUGCCGGUCCCUGGUCGUGCCGCACCUGGAGUCGUGCUUCAGCAUAUCCAUGGAGCUUCUGCUCGGCCGCCGCUGGGGCACCGUGCAGAUCCAGGGCGGCGCCUCGGGCAGGACGCUGCUCGAGGCGUGCGUCGACGCGCGGCAGCUGAGCCUGCGCUCGCUGGGAAGCGACGCCGCGCCGCGCGUGACCAUCCGCAACGAGGAGGGCCCGCUGGCCAUCCACGGGCGGAGCGGCAGGCGCUUCGGCACCCUGGAGCCCGCCGGCGGCCCCGGCGACUGCGCGCUGCGCCUCGUGGACGGGGAG